UAUGCACGACUCUAUAAAUACCUAAGUCAUGCCUUCGCCAGUCUUCUUAAUUUCCAUGUUCCCUUAGCCAAAAACAAAGGAGAAAAUCAUGAAGAUAAGAAUAGAAAGUUCAAGAAUCAUUAAACCUUUCUAUGAAAACACCCCUCCUCCAACUACAAGUCACAUUUCCCUUAGUGUCUUUGAUAAGGUCACAUAUGAUGCUCAUAUUGCUAUAAUAUAUGCAUAUCGCCCUCCCACUCCACCAAAUGCUGCUAUUGAAUUAGGUUUUCAAAAAGCUUUAGCAAUUUAUCGAGAAUGGGCAGGGAGAUUAGGCAAAGACGAACAUGAAAAUCCAGUGAUUCAACUCAAUGAUGAAGGUGUUAGAUUCGUCGAGGCAUCGGUCGAUAGCACCCUUGAUCAAGUAAUGCCUUACAAACCGUCACCAUCUUUGCUCAACUUACACCCUAGCUUGAAUGAUGUGAAAGAAUUGGUGCAAGUUCAACUAACAAGGUUCACUUGUGGCUCUUUGGUGGUUGGUUUUACUGCCCACCACACUCUGGCGGAUGGCCAUUCCACUAGCAACUUCUUGGUUGCAUGGGGUCAAGCUUGUCGAGGCCUCAGAGUCAAUCCACUUCCUUUGCAUGAUCGUACAAUUUUUAACCCUCGAAAUCCUCCUAUGAUUGAGUAUAACCAUAAGGGGGUGGAAUUCAUGUCCAAGUUUAAAAAAGAGCGUUCGUUCAAUGAGGUUCAUCAUAUAUCAGAAGAUAUAGUUGUACACAAAGUCCAUUUCACAGUUGAGUUUCUUGCCAAACUUAAAGCUAAGGCUUCUUCUAUGAAUAGCAACAAUAAACCCUAUAGCACCUUUGAAAGUCUCGUGGCGCAUUUAUGGAGGUCAAUAACUAAAGCUCGUGGAUUAAGUGGGUUUGAGACUACUCAAAUAAGAAUCUCAGUCAAUGGUAGAACGAGGUUGAAUCCAAGAAUACCCAAUGAGUACUUUGGAAACUUAGUCCUUUGGGCAUUUCCAACUGCAAAAGUGAAAGACCUAUUGCUAGAGCCUCUUUCAUAUGCAACAAAACUCAUUCAUGACGCUGUUACAAAAGUAAACAACAACUAUUUCAAAUCGUUCAUUGACUUUGCCAAUACGAAAGUAAAAGAAGAAGAUCUCAUCUCAACAGCGGACAUGAACAAGCACAUACUUUGCCCUAAUAUUGAAGUGGACAGUUGGUUAAGGUUUCCAUUCUAUGACUUAGAUUUUGGAACCGGUUGUCCUUACAUUUUCAUGCCUUCUUAUUUUCCAACAGAAGGCAUGAUGUUUCUUGUACCAUCCUUCAUUGGAGAUGGAAGUAUUGAUGUCUUUAUCCCUCUAUUCGAAGACAAGUUGCCCACUUUCAAGAAAAUUUGCUAUUCCUUAGACUUGCUUGCAGAUUAAAAACUUCAAAAAAAAAUUAUUAGUCUGUUCUUUCUUUUUUACCUCUUGUUCAUUUUUACUUUUACAAUUUUACUUAGUCUUCUUUAUCAAUAAAUGACAUUGCUGUCCUACAAAUUUAGGAGUCGUUGAUUCCUACGGUUAUACUUCUUCCCUAUAUACUUGUAAUAAUUUUCUUUGCAGAGGAGAUGUCAAAUACAGAGAUAUCUUAUUCACACAUGGCACAUCCUGUCAAGAUUUUUUCUGCUUUUGUUUUUGUUUCCAACAAGUAUUUUGACUAUUGUAGGAGUCUAUCAAUAUGUAAAGUACCUAGAGGGUAAAAACUUGCC
Messenger RNA from Nicotiana tabacum (common tobacco), 1734 nucleotides. Its product is annotated as agmatine hydroxycinnamoyltransferase 1-like. Gene Ontology annotation, molecular function: acyltransferase activity, transferring groups other than amino-acyl groups. The record is from RefSeq and is a predicted model, not a curated record. NCBI's taxonomy places the organism in Eukaryota, Viridiplantae, Streptophyta, Magnoliopsida, Solanales, Solanaceae.